Messenger RNA from Aspergillus candidus, 1275 nucleotides. Its product is annotated as NAD(P)-binding protein. The record is from RefSeq and is a predicted model, not a curated record. NCBI's taxonomy places the organism in Eukaryota, Fungi, Ascomycota, Eurotiomycetes, Eurotiales, Aspergillaceae. The transcript is spliced from 3 exons. The coding region runs from base 332 to 1069 and encodes 245 amino acids.
CUUCGCUCCUGAUGGCGUGAUCUUCUGGAACACACUCGAGGAUGCCCGAAUCUCGGAGACUAUCGCAUAUUAUGACACAGCGGCGAUUAGCAAGCUUUGAUCAGCUAGUUGGUAAGCGAAAUUUUCCAGGCGCGCAGCAGUAAUAAAUACUCGUUGGUGUGCGCGUCUUUCAAUUUGAUAGCAAGAUUGUAUUGUCACCAAUCAACCUUGCGCCUGUCUCAUCUCCGUCUCAUCGCCGAGCCUUGUGCUUUACACUCUUCACGUUGCAUUUCUUGCGCGUUCUCAAGCCUCAAUUACAAAAUCGAAACCCCUUUCCCCAAUUACAAAGACCAUGGCUCCCACCAUUGUCCUCAUAACCGGUGCCAACCGCGGCAUUGGAAAGGGAAUCCUGGAGCGGUACCUCCAGAAGCCUAAUCACACUGUGAUCGCUGCAAACCGCGAUCCUAGCCACCCGACUUCGAAGGAGUUAGAGUCCCUACCCAAAUCUGAAGGCACCACUUUGCAUAUUGUCAAGAUCGAUGCCCUCUCUCCUACCGACCAGGUUGCCGCCGUGCAGGAGCUGGCCGCCAAGGGGAUCAACCACAUCGACAUCCUUAUCGCCAAUUCUGGUAUCGCUCUCACCUGGCCCAAGGUUGCGGAAGUCAAGGUAGACGAAAUUCAGCAGCAUGUCGAUGUCAACCUCUACGGUUUCAUUCGGCUCUACCAGGCCUUCCGACCGGUUCUCAAGGAGGCCAAGGAGCCCAAGUGGGUGACUAUUGGGUCGGGUUCCGCAUUCCUGGCUAACUACAUCCCAAUGCAAAAUGCUGCAUACGCCCCCACCAAACUCGUUCAGCACUGGUAUACCAAAGCAAUCUCUGCGGAAGAUCCUUGGCUGAACGCCUUCCCUGUGGACCCUGGCUGGGUCCAGACCGCCAUUGGCAACCGAGGUGCUGAUUACUUUGGAUUUGAGAAGGCCGCUCUUACCAUCGAUGAGAGCUGUACAGGUGUUGUUAAGCUGAUUGACGCCUCUACGCUGAAGACCCACAGUGGAAAGCUGUUCAAGCACGACGGCAGCCAAGAGCCCUGGUAAAGCUCCUAUGAUUCUCUUGUCUCCCACAAUGGGGAUCGGGGAGAAAGGGAGGGGCGUGAAAUGAAGUGAUGACAAUAGAGCAGAUCUUCCUAGACAAUAUUAAUCUUAACGUUCAACGAAAAGAGCUUCCGCCGUUUGCAGGGCGUUUGUGGCCUAGGUCUUGAUCUAACGCUAGCAUGCCAGAUUGUAACCUUGCUUUUUAUCAC